CAUUCAGUCUGUCGGUUCAGUAUGUUUCGUUUACUAGUUGGCGUUUGGUUCUGCUUCCUUGCUUUCGCAACGAUACCCAACCUAUCCGAAUGUUACUACAAACCAAGCAAAGCCGUUGGCGUACGACUAGCCAAAGAGUACAGUAAAUUCGACCGACGUUACCCGUUCGAGUUUGGUCUUGGGCACUACUACCAAGGAGAUAUCAUACUGAAACCUCAAACCAGUAAAGUGGUUAUCCGUAAUACAGCGGACAGAUGGCCGAAGGGCAUUGUUCCAUAUAAAAUAGUUGGAAAUUUCACCAUCCAACAACGAGCACUAAUAAUGUCGGCCAUGAACCAAUAUCACACGAAAACCUGCGUUCGUUUUGUUCCGUUUACAAAUCAGCAGUACUACGUAUCGAUCGGGAACAGCGACACCGGAUGCUAUUCCUACGUUGGUUACCACGCCGACAACAACUAUCAUCAAAUCAACCUGCAAACCCCGUACUGUACGGAGUACGUUGGGACGCCGGUUCACGAGAUGUUACAUGCGCUAGGAGCGUUCCACGAGUUCACCCGACCGGAUCGCGAUGAUUGGCUGAACAUCAACAGGAGUGCUUUAUUGCCCGAGUAUCAGACAGAUGAAUUUUUCAAUACAAACUUUGGCAUUUUAUCGGCCGCAAAUGUAGAAAUGUACAACAUCAAGUACAAUUACGGCUCGGUGAUGCACUACUCUAAAUGGGCCGGAGCCGCCAGUCUGGACUAUCCGGUUAUGAUGAAUAAGAAGGCUUGGUUCGGAGAUUUCGGCAGCAAUGCAGGAUUGAAGCAGUCUGACAUCGAAAUGGUACUGGAUAUGUACUGUAAAAGUUCGAAGUAGUUGGAUCUUACGCACGGUGAUUAUUGUAAAUGUAUGCUAACUUGUUAGCAAAUAAAUUGUGUAUUCAAUGAAAAUUAAAAAUA
Messenger RNA from Malaya genurostris, 938 nucleotides. Its product is annotated as astacin-like. The transcript is spliced from 3 exons. NCBI's taxonomy places the organism in Eukaryota, Metazoa, Arthropoda, Insecta, Diptera, Culicidae. Bases 22 to 855 code for a protein of 277 amino acids. Gene Ontology annotation, biological process: proteolysis. The record is from RefSeq and is a predicted model, not a curated record. Gene Ontology annotation, molecular function: zinc ion binding; metalloendopeptidase activity.